Phragmites australis (common reed) is the source of this 3021-nucleotide messenger RNA. RefSeq lists its product as uncharacterized. The coding region runs from base 603 to 2738 and encodes 711 amino acids. Lineage: Eukaryota; Viridiplantae; Streptophyta; Magnoliopsida; Poales; Poaceae. The transcript has 11 exons. The record is from RefSeq and is a predicted model, not a curated record. Gene Ontology annotation, molecular function: protein binding.
CGGCGCCCGUCCCGGCGGCGUCGAGGAAGCUGGUGCAGAGCCUGAAGGAGAUCGUGAACCGCCCCGGGCCUGAGAUCUACGCCGCGCUGCGUGAGUGCGGCAUGGACCCCGACGAGGCGGUCAGCCGCCUCCUCUCCCAAGAUACCUCGAGGAUACAGCUCAGCCUGGCAGCAGUCCGGAUCAGCCCAGAGUCGAAUCCCUAAAACUGGCAUCGCUCUCGCCUCCCUCUCCAGCCACCUCUCUCUCGCAAAUCUGUCACCAGUCGCCGCCAGCAUGCAGUGCCUCUCGCCAGUCACAACCACGCCGGCGGCGACGCGCACGCCUUCAGGCUCUAGCGGGCUUAUAGCCGCCCACACCUCCAGGUUCUAGGCUCCCGCGCGGCUGCGCCUCCAGGCUCCAGAUUCGAUACUUUUCAAGAGGUAAAGAGCAAGCGUGAUAAGAAAAAGGAGAUUAAAGAGACUCCUGAGCCUAGAUCUCGAUCAGCAAAUAAUUCUACAAGUCGAGGCAUCAGAGGUGGUGCAGAUCGUGGUGGAUGGAACGGUUCUGUGCAAUCCAGCUCCGUUGAUAAUGUGACCUCUAGGUCACCAGUCUCGGGACCUGGUAUGCCGUCAACAAUUGCAAGUUCCUUUGUAAACAAACAUAUGGUUCCUGAGGGACCAGUAGUACCAGUGCAAUCAUCAUCUGGGUUUCAGCACGGUUGGUCUGGGACGCCAGGUCAGUUGUCGAUGGCCGAUAUUGUGAAAAUGGGUAGGCCUCAGGCAAAGCAUUCUAUCAAGCCUGUGGUUACAGCUGACAGAGGAUAUGCCGGACAAUAUCCAUCUUUGCCAAGCACUGCAAACCAGAAUCCAAAACAAUCCGCAAGCACAGUUUUACCGACAGAGCUUGACCACGGAUUACCUCCUCUGCAAGAUUCUGUUCAGAUUAAGAAUCACAGUGAUUCUACUGCUGACAACAAGCACACAUAUGGGAAUAAUUGGACUCAACAAGAUGAGCCACACACAGUGAAUCAAUCAUCCCUCCCUGAGACUUCUGGUGACUCAUACGAGGCAUCGUUACAGUCAUCGGUGCUAGUUGAUGAUGUGGUUCACUCGCAUGAAAAUUCGCAUUUUGAUGAAAACAACACCAUUGCAGUGAGACCAGUAACUGCUUCUGAGGGACACUUGGGACAUGAUGAAGGUAAUUCUGAUUAUAAUGAUGGAUUGUUGAACAACUCAAGUUCCUAUCAGCCCCAAGAGCAUUCUUACACAGAGGGCGAAGUUGAGGAUUCCAAUGCUGAUGUAUCAGCAGCAGCAGCAAACUUUGAGAGUCUAAGCCUACAUAAUGAUGAGUUACCUGCAAAAAAGUUUGCUGAAGAUAACCCUGCAGUGAUAAUCCCUGAUCAUUUGCAAGUUACAAACACAGAAUGUGUCAGUUUGAGCUUUGGCAGUUUUGAAUCUGGUGCAUUUACUGGGUUCCUCCCACAAAAGACCACUGACAGCAAUGUGGAGUUGCCUGUUGGAGUGGAAUCUGCACCGGUAGAUCAAAUAGAUGCAAGGAAUCAAGAUUACUAUGACACCGGUGCUGUGAGUUCGUCAGCAAACAAGAACCUUGAGGCCAUGAUGGGAGCUAACAUGGAGAAUGCCAAUGCACCUUCUGUCUCACAGGCUGAUGUGCUGAGGCCGGAAGUACUUGAUCCAUCUGGUCUUCAAUAUGACAUCCCAUCUGUAUCAAGUCAUGCAUAUUCGAACAUGAACACAUCACAGCCAAGCACAAUGGAGGACCCACAAGGAAACAACCAAGCGCACACUCUUUCCCAUCUUUCAAACUUGAUGCAAGCAAAUCCGUUGAGCACCAACCUACUGGGGUCAAAUCAAUCAACUCUUCAGGACUUAGAAUUUGAUUUACCGCCAUAUCUUGUGGCAAAAUAUAAUGCGGGUUCAUCUACUAAUCCUAGACCAGCCAUCUCCAUGCAGGAGACUCUGAAAACAGGAGUUUUUUCCAACGCUCAGUCUACACAAAAUAUUCCAAGUACGAGCAUUCUGACAGGGCCUGCUCUCUCUCAGCAAUUAGCUGCUCACCCUUACUCUCAGCCAACGUUACCUCUCGCGCCUUUUGCAAAUAUUAUUGGCUAUCCGUAUGUGCCACAAAACUAUGCUACUUACCUACCAGCCGCGUUCCAGCAAGCAUACUCGAGUAAUGGACCAUUCCACCGGUCUGCCGCUGCUGUGCCAGGAUCUGGUAUGAAGUACGCAAUGCAAGAAUAUAAGAGCAACCUGUCUGCUACAGGCUUGCAACAACAACAACCUUCUUCAGUCAUCUCUGGCUAUGGAGGCUUUGGAAGCUCUAGUAAUCUCCCAGGAAGUGUCACCCUUAAUCAGAAUACUGUCUCUGUAUCAACAACUCUUGGUUUUGAUGAAGCAUUGAGCAGACAGUACAAAGAUGCCAGUCAAUACAUGGCCCUCCAGCAGGGUGACAACUCUGCAAUGUGGCUUCAUGGCUCAGGUUCAAGAGCACCGUCAGCGCUUCCGCCUAGCCAGUUCUAUUACCAGGGACAGAGUCAGCAGGGUGGCUUUCGCCAAGCACAGCAGUCGCAGCCCUCCCAAUUCGGAGGUCAUGGGUACCCAACUUUCUACAGUUCUCAGGGUGGUCUUACGCAGGAGCAGCACCCCCAGAACCUGGCCGAGGGCAGCCUGAACGGCUUCCAGAGCGCGCCUUCGCGGCUGUCUCACCCGAACUGGCAGCACCAGCACACCUACUGAGCCCUGCACCACUGUUAUAGUGUCUUUUUCGCUGUUGUGAAACAGGUUUCGCGUUCCCAUAUCCUAACUCGGUGCGGAGUAAAGCAGCUCGGACAAGCUGAGCUUGUGCUCUAGCGCUGAUAGGGUCCAGGCAUACAACAGUUCUAGAGAGCGUUUUUAACAUGUUGCGUGUUGUCAGACUGAUGGAUUGCGAUUUCUUUCGAUAGCAAGUUAUAUGUGCGGAGGCGCAGUCCUGUAAAACUGAGACAUAAUCACCUAACAAGGAGUCGUUUCUGAUUCCCAA